AUGAAAGAGCCCCCCAAAGUCUAAAAAGGAAAGAAGAUCUUACCUCAAUAUGCAUUUGGCAAUUCUCUCGAAUCACCUUCCUUCUUCCGUAAUCCCAACACUUUGAUUUGCAGAGAAAGCUAUGACAAUCCAUUCCUCAAAGUCAGAGCUAAACCUCACAGUAAAUGGCAAACCCUCAGAAGUAGCACUCUCAACAAUUUUGAAUUUUAUAAUGUCUCUGAACAGAAAUUCGCAAAUCUCCCCAAUAAAGGAUACAAAAAUGUCAAAAUAGUAAACACUGUAACCAAUCAAGUGCAUUAUGUCCAAACUCCUCAAAUCCGAGGGGAUGAACAAACUUUUCAACUUGCCUACAAAACUUUGCAAUAGAAAUCAGGUCUUUUUGGCAGAAAGAACGAAUUGUUCACCGAUUUCAUUGAGAAGAAUGAUAAUCAGAAUGUUUAUGGCCAUUUGAAUGAUAGACAAAGACCAAAAGGACGUUUGAGAGAUGUCAAGAAUUACAGCCUCACUCCUUAGGAAUUCCAAAUUUAUAAAAAAAGGUCCAGCCAUUAUCUCAAUUCCAGUCCUAGUAAAGGCUUAUAAAAAACAGAAGUGCCAAUAUUCAAUUAAAACCAAUAAUAAAAAGAUUAAUAAGUUGAAAAGUACUACUCAAAAGAUUAAAGUUAUCUCAACUCGCUUAACAAUUCGAUUAUUAUAACUUAAAUAGAUAAGCAAUUAAAGAGAAAGAAAUAAGAUCGAUAUAAUGCUGAUUUAAAGAUAUUGGAUUACAGAGAAAAUGAUAUUGAAUUGAUUGCCAAAUUCGAAGAACACUUAGAAUUUGAAAAAUUGUAUGGAAAUUGA
Molecule: messenger RNA, 837 nt
Organism: Paramecium tetraurelia
Lineage: Eukaryota; Ciliophora; Oligohymenophorea; Peniculida; Parameciidae
Exons: 5
Source: RefSeq, a predicted model, not a curated record